AUGCAAUUCUAUAGAAGUGCAGCUUUGGAGGAGUUCCGUAAUUCAGGCAACAAGAACCAUAAGCUUAAGGAUAUCUUUGGUAACGCAGUCGAAUUCUCUAAAGAUCAGCAUGGUUCUAGAUUUAUUCAACAAGCAUUGGCAGAAUCGACGGAGGAGGAGAAAGAGGUUUUCUUUAACGAAAUCCGUGACGUUGCAGUUGACCUUAUGACUGAUGUCUUUGGUAAUUAUGUCAUCCAGAAGUAUUUCGAACACGGUUCCGAAACUCAAAAGAAAGUUUUACUCGAUGAGAUGAGAGGCAAAAUCAAAGAUUUAUCCUUACAGAUGUACGGUUGCAGAGUUGUCCAAAGGGCGAUUGAAUUCGUGGCAUUGAAUGAUCAAAUCGCCAUCAUCAAUGAAUUGAAAGAUUAUGUGUUACCUUGUAUCAAGGAUCAAAAUGGUAACCAUGUUAUUCAGAAGGCGAUUGAAAAGAUUCCAAUUGUUGAGGUUAGCUUUAUCUUUGAUUCUUUAAAGGAGCACAUUUACCAUUUAUCCACUCAUCCAUACGGAUGCCGUGUUAUUCAGAGACUCUUGGAGUUUUCCAAUGAAGAGGAUCAAAUCUAUAUCUUGAACGAGUUGAACAAAUUCACCUACUUCCUCAUCCAAGAUCAAUAUGGUAACUAUGUGAUUCAACACAUCAUCGAGCAUGGUAAACCUGAAGACAAAACAGCAAUUGUUCAAGUUGUGUCUGAUUCUGUGGUUGAUCUCUCAAAACACAAGUUUGCCUCGAACGUUGUUGAAAAAUGUGUCAUGUUUGGUAACGAGGAACAAGUUGCUCUUAUCUUGGACAAAGUCCUUGUCAAUAACGAUAAGGAUGAUGAUUCCGUAGUGGAUGACCGUUCUCCGUUGGGUUUGAUGAUGAAGGAUCAAUUUGCUAAUUACGUUGUUCAAAAGCUCGUUGAGGUGUCUAAGGGCAAGAAGAAGAGAAUUCUCAUCAAGAAGAUCAAGCAGUAUCUCAAGCAGAUCUCUAAGCCAAACUACGGUAAACACCUUGCGUCAAUUGAGAAGUUGAUCGUUUUAGCUGAAACGGCAGAGAUUUCUGAUGACGAUGACGAAUGA
Molecule: messenger RNA, 1095 nt
Organism: Williopsis jadinii
Lineage: Eukaryota; Fungi; Ascomycota; Saccharomycetes; Phaffomycetales; Wickerhamomycetaceae
Gene: PUF3
Product: mRNA-binding protein PUF3
Exons: 1
Coding region: 1-1095 (364 amino acids)
Biological process (GO): nuclear-transcribed mRNA catabolic process, deadenylation-dependent decay
Cellular component (GO): cytoplasm
Molecular function (GO): mRNA 3'-UTR binding
Source: RefSeq, a predicted model, not a curated record